This is a messenger RNA of Spirodela intermedia, 19468 nucleotides long. Lineage: Eukaryota; Viridiplantae; Streptophyta; Magnoliopsida; Alismatales; Araceae. The record is from the annotation of a GenBank genome assembly.
AUGCCGGAAUCAUGCCACGUCAAUAGCCGGCCGCCACAUCAGCAUGUCGCCAUGUGGCAGCCCUGCCCCCUAUCUUGCUGUUAAUUAUGCUGCCAUUUUUUUCCCUUUUUUUUUGGGUAUCAAUGUAAGAAUAUUCAUAUGAUCCUGGAAACCAAAAAAGGGUCUCUUUUAUGCCAUUUUUUUCAUUGAAAACAAAUUAUUUCAUUUAAUUUUUAGUGAAAUUAAACUGCAAGCCGCCGAUGGCCUCUUCUCUUUGCGCAGAAGCAGAUCCAGCCAUGCCACUUGAGAUGGAGCUGGGUUGCCACAUCAGCGAGUACCCAUGUGGCAGACUCUCUGAUUCGAUAGGCCCAGUGUUGACGUGGCACAAAAUGUGGCAUCUGCAAGCAUCCCCUCUUCGGCCUCUCCACGUCAUGGCCUGGCCCACGAUGCUGCAUGGCCGGCCCGGGCCCGGGCUCCCUCAAAAUCCCACCUAUGUAGGCUCCAGCCCAUUUCCUCCCUCUCUCUCUCUCUCUCUAGAAAUAUGUAUAAUCCUGGGCUCGGGUGGGCUUGAUCGCGCUGGGGCCCGAGCCCGUUAGGCUCCCCUUGGUACUGAUGAUGUGGCAUCCAGGGUUCUGAAAAAAUGUAGUAGCUGUUAGAGGAUAUAUCCGUAAAAGAACAAACCAAUAUGCAGUCCGGUCGACCUUACGAUUUCCCCCAGGAGACGAUUGAUGGCGUCACCUGAGCCUCCGUCUGAAGUCGCCACGUACCCUUCCUUACGUGGCGCCACCUCACCGGCGGCCGACGUACGGAUCCAGCCGCCGUGGAGGCGAGGGCCGCUGACGACGGCGUCCGGAACCACCUGGCAGCUACCGGGUGCACGACCCAGAAACCGACACGUGUCGCCGCAGAGCGACGCCGCCGCCUCCCCCUGAUGCCGUUGCGACCUGCACAGUCUGAGUGAGCUCGACGCCCACCACCAUCUCCUCCGGCGGCGCCCCACCUCAAAAAGGCCUCCUCUUUUUCUCUCUCUUCUCACUCCCCCUCAACCCAUUUCCUCCGCCGCCGCCGCCGCCGCAGCCCUCUCCCCCCCACUUCCCAACUCCCGAAGCGCCGCCGUGUCGAUGCCCACCAACGCGGCGGCGGCGGCCGCCACCGUCUUCCUCGCCGCAACCCUCGCCGUCUCCAUGGCCCUCCUCCCGCCACCGCCGUUCCUCUCUCCCACCACUGGUUUAACCGGCAAGCUGCUUCUUCUUCUUCUUCUUCUUAUUCUUAUUCUCUCUCUCUCUCUCUCUCUCUCUCUCUCUCUAUCUAUCUAUCUUCUAUCUAUCAAUCUAUCUAUCUAUCUAAGAUACCCUUUCCUUCGGUAACGUGAUCUCUUCUUCUCUCCUCAGGUCUGACCGCGAAGACGGCGCAGGUCAUCCUCUCUCUCUCUCUCUCUCUCUCUCUCUCGCUAUAUAUAUAUAUAUAUACCUUCUUUGCAGUGUGAUUACGUGGUGCUUCUCAUGCAGGGUUCACGUCGGGAGCCGCCGCAGCAGCAGCAGAUGACGACGGAUGGCGGCGGCGGAGAUAUGCCGUUGUCGCCGCUUGCCCCGUUGACUUCGGCGAAGAGGCAGGUCCCCACCGGAGCAGACCCCAUCCACCACAACCGGCGACCUCCGUCCCUCCGCCGCCGUCGUUUUCCCUGAGAAAGAGAAGGAAAAUGGCGGAGCUGCCGCCGCCUUUUCUUCAAACGUUUGACUUUUUGGAUCCAUAACCCGUCAUUUCUGCCGUUCUGUCCAUUAAAAUCUCUUCAUAUUAUCGUCGCCUUCGUCUUCGAGGCCUCCAUAUUUUCUCCAAGCUGUUCAUGGUGCUAGGGUUUCUCUUUCUGACGGUCUCGAGGAAGAAGACCCGUGAUGAUAUUGGGCCGUUAAUGGCCACAUGAGAGUGGGACUGCUUGCAUGGGCCCAAAUUGAGCAUACAACUGGGCCGGGUGAGGGCCUGUAAAUAGUUGUCUGCCCAAAAUUCCGGCCCAGUAUGAUGAAACAGAAUCUUGUAAGCGUUUGGUGACGCUGAGGGGGGAAGGGGUUGAAGUGAGGAAUUUUCCGGAACCCGAAUAUCUCCUGCGAAAUCUGAUUCGGCCCAUCUAAACGACCGACGUCCGUAUGUCUAUCUCAUCCAUUUUGAUCAGUGUCGGCUGUGAAUGCGACCCCUCUCUCUCUCUCUCUCUCUCUCUCUCUCUCUCUCUCUCUCUCUAUCUAUCUAUCUAUCUAUCUCCUCUCCCCCCUCCUCCAUCAGCUAAUAGGCUUUCAACUACGACCAACGACCGAUGAGUGAGAAAGUUGUAAUCGUAAAUGAUGAUAAUCCAUCAGGGUAGGCCCGUUGUGUUGUGUUUAUUGUGAUUAUCAGGUGAGAGAGAGAGAGAGAGAGAGAGAUGAUGCCGAGCCGGAUAAUCGUAUCAGUUACCAGGUUUUACGAACCAAACAGGAGAUUAUCGGUAUGGCGUUGACUAAGAAAGCCCCGACCUACCAAUCGAACGCUUCGCUUUCCGACACAAGAUACAAUUUCCCCUCUCUACAAGCAUACCACCUCUACAGGCGUACAGUCUGACUUUCACGCUCAUCCACAAGCGCCAUCUGACUUUUCCCCACAUUUAUCUCCGGCUUCCAGAAUGAGAGGCGCGCGUUUUUGAAGAGGUAAAUGUCAAAGCCACACUUGUGUCGAACCCCAGAACUCCUUUCACCAACGUCAAGGCCACGCGGGUCAAACAUCCUUCCUCCGGUGGACCCGCCACCGGCGGCACAAGAAGGAGAAGACUUCCGCCGCCGCCGAGAAGAGAGGCAAUGCAAGAGAGAGGAAGACGAUGGCAGAGAAAUCAGCGCUUUCGGUUAAUCAAAUGUGUCUAUUUUCCAUCUAUCCACGAAGAUUCUAUCUGCACAUCCCCCUUUUCUUCAGAAAAAGAGAGGCUUUGAUCUAUUUUUCCAGACAGAAUCUCCUCCUCCUCCCCCCCCCCACACACAACUGAAGGAGCAGCGACGAUGGCGACGCCUGUUAAUUCCUCUCCCCCUUGGCCAGCUUCAGUCCUGCCUCGGGCGAGCAACCCAGAGGGAGCUCAGAGCUCGGAGCCGGUGGAAGUACUCAGCAAUGGCGAGGAAGCACCGGGCGGCCUGGCGGAUGGUAAGGAUGUGGUGCAACCGGUGGAGCGUCUGCUGCCUCAGAUUAUCCGCCUACACCGCAGGUAAAUAUGAAAUAUCCGCGACUUUAGUCCACAUAGGAGAAAUAUAAUCUUAUAUUUCCAUAGUCUUCAAUCAUGUCGGAGGUCAAAGAGGAGAAACCCAUCUCGGAGAAGCCAUUGAAAUGCAGAACAGGAGAGGAUUUGGGUGGAUCAGAUCACCUGUCGGACGAAGCCUUCGAGGGUGGAGAGCUUGUUCAUGGCAACGGCCAUCUGACCCAUGUAGUUGGCCAUGUUGGAGGGGGCGCUAAGCUCGUCGGAGGCGAUGGUGUCGGAGAGCGACUGGUGGAGGGCCUCCAGGCCCUGGCUUAGGGCGUCCUCCGUCUCGUGGGUUGACGUUCUCAGCGCGUAGAUCGCCAGUAUCUGCUGCUCGGUCAACGGCUCUAUGUGGCUCACCAAAACCUGCACAUCAAGCAAACCAUCGACGGAAGAUUAACCAACCGGGUGCUCUGAAGAGAAACCUCUCUCUCUCUCUCUCUCUCUCUCUCUCUCUCUCUCUCUCUAUCCCACAGAAGACUCAGGAUGGGUCCGGCGACUCCCACCUGCUCCGUUCGCAACUACUGUUUCAGAGAAAAGGAUGGGACGGACGCAAGAGUCAACGCCCGGGAAACUACUGCCCAUUUCUACGGUUGAUUAUAUGGUCCAUGACGUCAUCUAGUUGACUUUACCUGAGGAGCACACAUCCUAGGAGUCCGAUAAGCUGAGCUCACCACGUGUACGGCCGGAUGGUAUUGGGCCAGAUUCCGCAGGAACCUCUGUGUGAACUACGGGAAGCUAAUCCCACUCUCGGGAUAUUUAUCAACACCACCUACUACACUUGCUGCUACGGAGUUUCUCUCUCCUGAUCGUUCCCACUUCCCUCGAUUUCGCCUCCGGCCAAGACGAAGGUCGUCGGAGGACGUUAGGGUUUUGACGAAAAGGGUGAAGGAAGGGAGCUUGUAGGAGAAGGAUGGAGAUUAGGGUCUCAGGGCAGACCUUGAUGAGGUCGGAGGGACGGAAGCCGCCCAACCACAUGAAGCAGCGCUCGGCGGGGGUCAACCACAUGCCGGAGACGAGGUGGAAGACGUCGGACUUGGCGGCGAUGGCCUUGAGAGCCAUCAGUUGGUCGAAGUGGCCGAGGCCGCCGUCGACGAACAUCUUUAGCUCCGUCUCCGGCAGAUGCUCCUGCACCGCCGCCCGCAGGUCGCACAUCAGCCGGUGGUGCUCGUCCAGCCACCUUGCGUACUCCAUGUCGAACAUCGCCGCUUCUGCGUUAAAACAUGUUACAGAUGUUACAUAUCAUCCCAUCUUCAGAGAGAGAGAGAGAGGAUUCUGGUUAGGGUUUGGGUUAGGGAAUUGCCUGAGCUGAUCACGCCGAUAGUCGACGGAGGGCCUUGCUCCCCCAGGACUCCGCCGGAGAAGAACCCGCCCUAGAAACCGAUCGAGGAAGGCUGCCGGAGUUAGCCCAAAGCAAAACAUGGAAAUAGGAUUUUAGAGGGAGAGAGAGAGAGAGAGAGAGAGAGAGAGAGAGAGAGAGAGAGAGGGAGCUCACCGGCGUCCUCGCCCUUUGCAGCUCCUGCUCCAGCUGAGUGAGCUUUAUCCUGCUGGACUCCAGCUGCUGGAUGUAAGCCUGCGGAGAGACCAAGAGAGAGAGAGAGGAAGAGAGAGAGAGAGAGAGAGAGAGAGAGGGAGAGGAGGAGGAUAAGACCACCAUGACGCCAUGGAUAUGGAGCUUUGUUCGUCGGAGGAUUGACUUACCUUCUUCCUGAGUCUACUCUUCCUCGCGGCCUCCCUGUUCUGAGCGAGCCUUCUGAGUGUCUAACCCACAGAUGACCCAAUCAGAUUACACAGAGCAGCUUGGGGCCCGGAGCGUCUGCUCCACGAAGAACAAAGUCGGCCUCUUUGCAGAGAAAUCAUUUGCUACCCCCCCCUCGGGGAAGAAAUGGCGGCUCACCUUUGGGUCCGGCGUCUUCGGGGUCUCGUGCUCCGAGCUCGACGUAGAGCCCUUCUUGCUCCCUUCUCUCUGAACCAGACAUUUUCCGUCGUCAUCGCCAUGGAAAGAGAUGGAGAUUACAUGGAUGAUGAGUAUGAAACGGGCUGAGAGAUAUGCAUGCCUUCAGUGAAGGCUUGACAUCCUUCCCUGGGUCGGAAGCGGAAGGAGGGUUCCCCGGCUCCAUUGCCGGUAGUGAUGAUCUCUUCGAUAGGCUUGACGCCGGCGAUGCUAUGCUCAGGCCGCCCUGGAAGCAGUCCGCUAGGUCAUGGAGAGCGGGGAUAGAGAGAGAGAGAGAGAGAGAGAGAGAGAGAGAGAGAGAAAUAGAAGAGAGAGAGAGUUGAAGUCUGCGUACCUUAGCGGACGGCUCUACAUGCAUAGGUUGGGAGGGGAAGAUGUUCAAAGUCUCUGCAUGUAGAAAUCAGUUAACGCGUUAAAUCUCCUGGGGCAUGCAACUGGUGCAACUAAGAGAGAGAGAGAGAUAGAAGAGAGAGAAAGAGAUAGAUAGAUAGAGAGAGAGAGAGAGAGAGGGAGAGUUCUUCGUCGGGCAACUGAGCCCUCGAGAGAGAAGAGGGUUAUUAAAAAGAGGAAGAAGAAAAUCAGAAAAGAGGAGAAGAGGAGAGAAGGAAAGGGAAAGGAUGAUCAGAAAUCCGGCCCGUACGGACCCUCGAGGAAAUGAUGAGGCUGCUGGAGAGCUUCUCUCACAUGGAGGCUGCACCAGAUAAAAUCCGGUCAAAACGCGGUACGAUGAGAUCUGUUCGCCAUGAUCUCCUCAUGACCCUCCCAAAAAAGUUUGACCGGGGAAGAAUCCCCCCCCCCCCCCCCAUGGCGGUCCAAACUCCUCCGAUCGAUCGUCCUCCAUAGAAACAGACGCAGGAAAACCGCAGGAAGAGACGCAAUUCGAAUGAUCCGAUUCAACUCACGUCUUUGCUCCCGACCGGCGGAUCGCUCCUGCCCCUCCAGAUAGAGAAACAAAGCCUGAUCAAGCUCUCCCAUGUCGUACCCUCCGGCGAAACCCGCCUUGUUCCUGCCACCAAAAACCCUCAUCAAGAACCCUAAAAAUCCUCUCCCUCUCCCUCUCCCCUCCUCGCCGGAAUAUUCCCCCCCUCGGAGACCAAUUCACCCCCUCCCGGGAGUCCCCCUUACAUCAUGUUACCGGCGCCGGCAGCGGAGGAGGAGGAGGAGGAGGGCUGAGCCCCCCCUCCGAAGGCGAUCUGCGGCGGCGGGUUGGGGCCCCCUCUGCUCACCAUGCGGCGGCGCCGCCUCCGAGAAGCUCCCUUCGUCCUCUCCCGGGCCCGUAGAAGAUGCCCAUCAACGGUGCAACCGACUUCUCCUAUUCCCUCCCAUCCCCACUCCUCUGCAACAGCAGAAAGGGAAGGCUGAAGACGAAGGGGGAGGAGGUUGAGGCAACGCCGUAUGGUGGGGACCAGAUAAGGCCGGCGGAGAAGCAGGGCUACCCCUGCCAAAUAGUACUUUAACUGUGCAACAGAACGCGGUAUUCUACAGCGGUUUUCUAAAUAUCUAAAUGACCAUUAUACCUCUUCAAACGUCGACACAUCUCGACGAGUAUUAAUAACUCUGGGGGAGUUGUGGUCAUUUCCUAUUGUUUUGUUGUUGACGUGUCCAUGACCUCGGCGGCGACGAGUCGCAGACCGACACGUGGACGGGUGGGUGUUCUCACUAGGUCAGCGCCACCAAACGGGCUUUCUGCCCGCCACGUCCCGUGUUUUCCCGCCGGCGGCCGCCACCGUCAGCUCCCGAGGGCGAGUCGGUGGAUCGUCACUCAGAUCGCUCUGGAGCCGUCUGAUUGGUGGACUCACUCUGAUCGAAUAUUCGAUAUGGAUGCCCUCGACAGGUCGCUGCCUCCCCAAAAUAUUUGGCGGCGUAGGUUGCUAAAUUUUACUUCCUAAAAUAUUUUUUAAAAAAGGAUGAAAAAGAUAGUCACUUGCGCUGAACCUCCCUACGAUUGAAAUUGUGAUUUGGGCUAUGUCUGUUGCCACGUGGAUCUCCGCAGGACGAACGGCCCUAGCCCAUGCCGCCUAGCUUGAUCUAAAGUCAUACCACUCCAUUCCCGUCAAAAAUAUUUUUAUAUAUGUUUUCAUGUAGAUUUUUUAAAUAAUAACCAAGUACAUUAAAUAUUUUAAUAAUAUAUCCAGUCAUUGCCCUGUUUUCUUAAGCUCGUGAUAUAUCAUAAAUGUUGCACCACCCACUUUUAUCUCUCUAGCCUCUCCCUCCCCUCCCCUCUCUCUCUCUCUCUCUCUUCAUAUAUAUAUAUAUGUUUGUGUGUGCAUUUAUACAACUUUUUUAGUAAAUAUAUAUCGUAAUUUUCUCUACAAAUUAUCCCCAUGCAGAAAAAAAAAAACAGAAUAAUAAAUGUUUUGAUACGGAAAAGCCGGGAUUGGUUGCACCACCCACUUUCAAUUCUCUAUUCUCUCUCUCUCUCUCUCUCUCUCUCUCUCUCUCUUCAUAUAUAUAUAUAUAUAGUUAGAUAUGUGUACAAUUUUUUAGUUAACAUAUAUCAUAGUUUCUUUGCUAAAAAUUAUCCCCAUGUACACAAAAUAAUAAGUGUUUUGGUACGGAAAAGUAGGGAUUGGUUGCCCACCUUAUACACCGUCCCUUUUAUAUUCCUGCGUAAUAUAAUAAUCAAGGCGUAAGUUAUUCCAAAUCCCAUCGUCAUUAUUAUUAGAGAACACCAGACCUGCUCUUACGCGGGGGGUUAGGUGCAUCAGACCGCACCAAAUUAUUUAUAAGGUUUCGUAAUUUAGAAGAUAAUAUGGUUUUCAGCAAUAAUUUUACAUAGUUGUCUUGAUACAACUGCCGCGUACUGUCCAUGCGUGUAGGAAAGAAAUGGAAUACGUCGAGGUUUCCUGCUCCUGUCUGAUCUGGCGAGCGCGAAAGUUUUCCCGCGUCAUGCCACGUCACAGGGGAGGGCGCGAAGCGUACCGCCGCCCACGUGUACAUCUCCCGAAAAUAAAUUUAAUUAAAGGCGUACUGAUUUUUGAAAUAGCGCACGUGAUAUUAUAGGCAGCCCAUUUUAGGCCCAAACAUCGUAGACAGCCCAAUAUCUAUAGCGCACGUGCAUCACAAUCAUGGCCUCGCACACUUACAACGGAUCUUUAUAUAGUGACGUGGAAAACAAAACAGGACAAUGACAAUAAAUUAGUCAACGAAUAGACAGUUUCGAUGUUCUACGUCCAAAUUGCGGUUCGAUCCACGUAAUUCAACGAGCAAGUGGUUUGAGACGACUGCGUCUCGACACGAAUAGUCUGACACGUACGCGACACUCCAAAAAUCGUUGACAUUUCUCACCGUUGACCUACCAUUACAUCAGUAGCUAUCUACGGUGCUCACGCCACCGCAUAAGAAAACCCCGGACAGUCAACGUCGGCUCAAUCUCCCCCGGGGGUGGGGCCCUUUUCUUUCGCCGCGUGUCGAGAUGUCGCCGCUCGUUGGUGGCCUGUCAAAUCUACGUCCUCCCGGUUGCACCGGCGACUACUGGCGGCUCCCGAAGAGAACAGCCGGUCAGCAAUGCAGUCCAGGUGCACCCCGCCCCCUGUCGGUCAGCACCUCCCCGUUGGAAGAGGAACUGACGUGUAUAUUCCAGUGCAAGUGGGCUCGCCGGUCAACUCCGACGAGAUGAUAAGGUCUCCAGAGUGCGAGAAGCUCUGGCGGCGGUAUGCCUCCCACCGCCACCGUCGCCGUCACCGUCACCGUCGUCGUCACCGUCACCGCCAGCGUCGUCGUCACCGUCGCCGUCACCGUCGCUGUCGCCGUCGCCGUCCCCGGCAGACGGUGAGCUUCUGUUGUUGAUCCUUUCUGGGCCGGCAGCCGAAAGGUCUCCUGAGUAGACGGCCCCUAUUUGUAUAUUUAUUUACCUUUUUUAAUUCCCCGCGAUGGCAAUCUGUCGGGGCAGGGAAUUUUUUUACUUUUUAAAGGAGAUAAAAAAGGGUUAGAGGAGCCGUCAAUCGUCGUCACCGGUGCUCGCGGCGACGGGCAACCCCGAUGGGCCGUUAAGCGGCCCAAAAAUAGAAGAUUUUCGGGCUUAUUGGGCUCACAGUAUCAGACUAUUCGGCCCAAAAUAGUAGAAGGUCGAUUUUCCUUAGCCCAGUCACUAGAUGGGCUGGAACUAUUUGGGAUUUCAUCCUAUUGGACUCUAAACCAACUUAUUAUUCUCAAUAAGGAUCCAAUAGCCGACAUAUUAUUGGGCCGGCUUAUCCAGACAGUUUUCGGCCGGUGAAAAGGGCAGACCCGUCUUGGACGGACGGUAAUUGGGCCGUAAGUGGUCUCGUCGCUGUUCGGAGUAGCGAGGGCUCAACAAGGGCGGGAGCGUCGAGGAGUUCUCGGUCCGGCCCAUUAAGGGAGGAAGAUCUAACGGUGUGGAUAUCGUCGGAAAUAAACGGUCCUCCUCCUGGCGAGGCUACAAUCCAACGGUGGGGAACCGUUGAUCGACGCUAGGGGUUCGAAAGCAGGGAAGUAUAAUAAGCGGCGGAGAGUUAGGGUUUGGGGUCUCGUCAUUUCUGCCGCUCCGCCUUCGAGCUCUCCUCAUCCGAAGCUGGUUCCGAUGGCGCCGACGAGGAAGCCGAGGGUCACCCGCAACCCUGAGCUCAUCAGGGGGAUCGGCAAGAUAUCCAAGUCGAAGAUGUACCAUAAGCGAGGGAUCUGGGCCAUCAAGGCCAAGAACGGCGGCGUGUUCCCCCGCCACGAGAAGAAGCCAGUGGAGGCGGUUCCUGCUGCGAAGCCCCCCAAGUUUUACCCCGCCGACGACAUCAAGAAGCCCCUCGUGAACAAGCGCAAGCCGAAGCCUACAAAGCUCAGGUACGGUGAUUAUCUUUUACAGUCUUCACAUGAGGAUAUUUUGUCCCAGUUGUAUUAUACACUAAUGUUCCUUUGGUUCUGAUUUUUCUUUCUGCUGUUUUGGAAAUCAGGGCCAGCAUCACUCCUGGAACUGUUCUGAUCCUUCUGGCUGGAAGGUUCAUGGGAAAGAGGGUGGUGUUCCUGAAGCAACUCCCGUCCGGAUUGCUUCUCGUGAGCGGUGAGCUAUAUUGACUUCCUCAAGCGCAAUGAAUUAUUGUCCUUUUUUUCGUUGUUGUGUUCCUAUUUCGACGGUAUUGGGUCAGCAUUUUCCUUAAAUGGAGUUCCCCCGCGACGGUUCAUCUAUGCUGUUGUUUAUGUUUUCAUUUUAUAACUUCAAGAAGAUCAUUGAAAAAUUUGAGCCAUUUUACGUGGUGUUUUAUGACGGAUCUGACGAGUUCCAUUCGAUCUUCCGAUGCCAAUGAGGCAAUCAUUUGAGAGGAAAGGCAGCUUCAACACUUUUACGUUAGUUUUAAAUAUAAAUUUGACAACUGUUUUCAUCUACUCAAAGCCCUGCUUUUAUUUCCUCUUUGCGGAUUUUGUUAGAACUAGUAAUGAUGAGCUCUUUUUUAGGAAACUAAUGAAGUCUUUGAGAUGAUUUCGCAGUGAUGCUUAGGUUUGUGAGAUAUCCAUACUUACCUUGGGCUGUUCUACUGUGCAUCUCCUGACGUGCAUUUGCCUUGAUUGGUAUCCUAAUCAGUGGCAUGAGGUGACUGCUGUAUGGGUGAUGCCAGCUACUCAGUUUCGUUACAUUCAAAUAACAUUUUUGGUCCAAGUUUUCUCAGUGAUGUGAAUCUUGAUGACGAGUCUGAGAAAUUCCAUUCGUUAUUAUGAUGUCAAUGAGACAUUUGUCUGAGAGGAAAGUCUAAUCCAAUACUUGCAUCCUUACCUUCUUUUUCUCUCUCGAAAUGAGAAUCUCUAGUGAUUUUUGUUUCAUAAUCUUCUUCGGAUGCUCAUAUCUCCCCAUGGAUGUCUCUUUCUUCCAAAUGAUUGAGCCAGUUCAUUUGAUGGUUUCAUGAUGACAUUUGAUUAGUGGGACGGCUUCCAGAUCAUAUUGCACAAUAUUUUCCCCAAUAUUUGGUAUUUUUUCAGUGUUUUUCGUUUUAAUGUGCUGGGGAUUUUGUGGCAAACAAAGAACUUAAAGAUCUCUGGGAGAAUCAAUAGUUGCUUCGUUGUUUUAUAUGUUUUGUGUUCAUUCUAAUGAUCUUACCGUGGUUGGCUUUUCUCAGUGAUGUUAACUUUGAUGACGAGUCUGAGAAAUUCCAUUCACUAUCAUGAUGUGAAUGAGGCAUUUGUCUGAGGGGAAAGUCAACCCCAUUUUCUUCUGUAUUUCUUACUAUUUUUGGCAAACGCGCCUUUCUAAUUUCUAAAGGUGUUUUGCUUCUUAUUCUUUCAUUUUCAAAUAGUAUUCAUGAUUUCUUAAUCUAAUUUUAUGAAUAAACGAUAUUUUUAAAUGAACCAAACGUUCUGUGAUUUCGUGAAUGAGGAAAGUCAGCCUUAUUUUAUUUUUUUGUUAAUUAAUAUUCGAUACCUCUAUUUUUAUUUCGGUGUUGACUUCUAAUAUCCUGCCAUUUACUUCGAAUAGUAUUGCUUUCUUAGUCUCUUUUGUUUUCUUAUACACUGUCCCUAUUUUAAUGAUAUUGCUUCAGAAAAAUUCUUACCCACCUUCUCAUUUUUCGACAGGCCCCUUCAAGGUCAACGGCGUCCCGCUUAGACGUGUCAACCAGGCCUACGUCAUCGGGACUUCCACAAAAGUUGACAUUUCCGGGGUCAACGUCGACAAGUUUGACGACAAGUACUUCUCCAAGGAGGUCCAGAGGCAGAAGAAGAAGAAGACAGAAGGAGAGUUCUUUGAGGCUGAGAAAAAGGUUCGCUUGAUCCAAAUCCAGACAAUUUAGUCAACUGUUUAUUUUACCAUCUUUACUCAUACCGGCUCUCGCUUUCUCUCUUUCUCUUUCUAAACGCAGGAAGCGAAGGCCUUGCCUCAGGAGAAGAAGGACGACCAGAAGGCCGUGGAUGCCCCGUUGAUAAAGGCGAUAGAGGGAGUCCCUGAGCUGAGGGCUUAUCUCGGUGCCAGGUUCUCGCUGAGGGCCGGAAUGAAGCCGCACGAGCUUGUUUUCUAGGGGGAUGCGUGCAUGCGGAGCACCGUUUAGACUAAAUUGUUCAGUUUUGCAUGAAGGAGACCAGCGUUUUCUCUCUAUCUCCUCUCUCUCUCUAUCUCUCUUACUGGUUUCAUAGUAUGUCAGGCCAUAGAGCACCGCUCUCCAGGAUUGAUCAUGAAAUCUCAUGCUAUUUUUUCCUUUUGGGUUCUGCUUAUGUGGGAUGGCAAUUCUCUCUCUUUCUCUCUCUCUCUCUAGUACUCUCUAGAGUGGAUCCGUUUUCAUAAUGUUCUGCUCUCUCUCUCUCGCCCUCUCUACCUCUAAAUAGACGCACAGGGAGAGUCGUCUACAACCUCUCCCCUUCUGGAUGGAAGCGGAUCCACACUCGAGAUUGGUGGAGAGACUGAUAGAGAGAGCCCUGAUGGAAGCGGCUCCACCCUCUGUUCCCUCGCCUUCUCUCUCUCUCUCUCUCUAGUCUCUGAGUAGGUUCGGCGAAGAAUGAGGCCAACCACCCCACUUACACUCGCGGCGAAAAGGUAAGAGCGGGAGUGACCUCGUGGAGAAGUUUAAUUCUUGGCCAGCAGGGCGCCGGGGCCUCUCACCAGCCCGCGGCCUCUGCCGCCGCCAGUGGGCACCUGCACACCAUGCUCAUCUAGAGAGAGAGAGAGAUGUGUUAGAGUGAGAGUAGAGAGGAAGUGUUAGAGAGAGAGAAAGGUUUUAGAGAGAAGGAAAGAGUUGCUAGAGAGAGAGAGAGAGGUGUUAGAGUGAGAGAAGGGAGGGAGUGUUAGAGAGAGAAGGUUUCAGAGAUAGAAGGAAAGAGUUGCUAGAGAGAAGAGAGAGGGAGGUGUUUGAGAGAGAAGAGAGGGAGUGUUAGAGAUAGGAGUUGCUAGCGAAAGAGAGAUGGAGAAAGGGAGAGGAGGAAGGAAAAACGUCAGUGGAGCAGUGGGAUGAUUGAAAGGGAGCGGGUAGUGCCCGCCAGCCCUCCCUCUCCAUCUAUUUAUCUCUCUAUUUCUCGUGAUUAACUUCCUGAAAACCAUCAAUCCCAUCGAUCAAACACCCAGUUCACGAAGGCAGCCCCCCCGCCAUAAUCGCUUCACACCUCGUCAGCUCUACCCUUUACAGAUCAACUGGUGGGUCGAGCCUGCGGGAAAUGCUCCUCAUAUCAUAAUACCUCCCCCCCCCCCAUCUCUCUCUCUCUCUCUAGAGGCCGCUUUAAAAGGCCCAGGUGAGAGAAAAUGCAGAGAGAGAGAGAGAGAGAGAUGGACGAGUCAUGGAGGGUACCCAUCGGAUUGGUGGUUCCUACCCGGAGGAGGUACCCGGAGCAGACAACGGAGCUUGGCGGCGGCCUGGACGCCGAGGACUUCCUCGACGUCUUCGGGGGGCCGCCGCCGACUUUUCUCCGCCGCCAGUUCUCAGGCGGCGGCGGUCUUACGUACACCAGCUUUUCUUCCCCCACUUCUUCCUACGGGCUCCACCAUUCUCCCUCCUUCUACGAUGAAGUGUUCCGACAGCCGCCGUUGACCCCCCCCCCGCAGGCCACCAAGGCCGGCCGGAGGCUGCCGGACUUCACCAUUCCCUCCGCCGUCGAAGUCAACUGCAAGUCGGCGUCGGAAGUCUGCGCCGACGACGACGGCGGCCUCUCCUCCUUCAUGUGCAAGCUUAGGUGGGCCGCUCGAUGCCACCGCAUUUGAUGAUAAAAAUGGAUAAAAAAAACGAUGGGUUUCCAUAAAAAUUCGAUCUUUUUGAAAAAAUGUCGUGGGUUCUGAUUUUUUUUGUACUACUUUCCGCAGACCCAUCGCCGUCCCAGCUCGGAGGGGAGACUGGGCAUCGCCGCCAUCGACGGGCGGCAGCGGCGGCCGGAGCUCCGCCGCCCCAUGCACUCACCUCUGCUUCACGCACCGCCGCCCCGUAGGCUGUGCCGCCGCGGUGAGGGUUUUCGAUGCCUGCGUCCGCCUCUUCCGCCACCACCCCUCGCCGGAGACGGCGGCGGAUUGGCGAAGCUGCGCCGCCGAGGAAGAGUCCCUCGCCGAUGGUGGCAACUCCCCCUUCUCUGUGAUUUCCUCUGUCUACGACAUCCCAAUGGCGACGAUAAGGCCAGUAAUGCCCCACGAGGCAGCUGCGCUGGGGGGUUUCGCGGCGGCGGCGGAGGAGGAAGAGCAGGCGGCGGGGAGGUCGUACGUGAUUGAGGUCAGCAGCGGCGGAGAGGCGGCGGGGGCCGAAUGGUGGGCAGCGGCGUUGGACGACGCCAUCGCCUGGGCGAAGGAGAAAUCCCGGGGUUGACCGAUCGCCGCCGCCUCUAUACUUCUCAAAUAUAUGAACUUAAGUUUGAGGCCGAUGUUUACAAAGCUUGAGUCUCAAAUUCAGCUCCACUUAAAAAGCAUCGUAAUUUUUCUUGGUCAACUCUUCUCUGGGAUGAGUCGUUGACUCCCUUCACUUGUGCUGGACGAUGUGAUGAUGGCCUGCCACAUCAGCCGGGUCAACGCAGGCUGAUGAUCGGUGGGUUGAAGAUGGGUUCAGACCGAACCCAGAUGGGCAAUUUGCUCUACUCUUUCAUCAAUUAGGUUGUUCGAUCGCCAUAUUAAAAAGUUGGAUCUGACCUAAACAAGAAUUUCUGAAAACUAUAAACCCAAGUUUGACCCUCAAGUUCAAGCCCAAUUAAAGGUCAGAUCAUCUUAUUUUUCUUCGGAUGAAGGAAGCAUGCAGUCUGUUUUCCAAGUCAACCUCUCUCUCUCUCUAGAAUACGUGGUACCUCCAAAGGGGGACGGUCUCAACCUGAACACAGGUGAGGGGCAACCUCCUAAUCAACGCAUUAUAUCUGAUUGGGUUUGAUCUGAGAUUUCAUCUCGUUAUCACUCAAAUAAUUUUGGCUUCAGCCAGGAAAACUUAUCAUCAGCUUGUCAUAUAGGGUUAAUCCCUGUUAUGUGAUCAAAAUAAUUAUUUUUCAAAAAUGUAUGAACCUAGGUUUGACCUCGGAAUUCAAGUUUAAUUAAAAGCAUCCUAAUCUUCUUUACAUAACGGGAGAAUGCAGCUAGUUGACUCUCUCUCUCUCUCUCUAAGAUGGGUUUAUGUAAAUAGAGUCAAACCGGUGGCAUCGCAAUGGGAGAUGGGCUCAAAAUUCACACAACCAAUGGGUCAACCCCCUUCAGAUGGUCUGGACUGGCCAUGAGCGGGGGAUCGCCACAUCAGCUGGGUCACCAUGGGUUAAGAACUAGGGUGGGCAGCCGGUGGGGCCCACCAGUCAACGGCUAUGGGCGGGUCGGUGCAAUGGGCUGGGUAGAGGUGGCCCACCAGAAGCUAACGGAGAAGCUGGGUGUUAGGGAUCUCACGUAGUGCCACCACUUGGGAGGGAUGUAGAGCGCCUCGCCUUCCUCCAAGAUGCAGUCCACAAACUGGAGGGCCUGAACAUUUGGGAACCUCUGUGGGUCAACGUCGUCAAGAUCCACCUGCAGGCACACGACUGUCUCAGAGGCUCAUUUCUGUUCCCUCCCCACCGAUGGUUGGGGAUAGUUUUAUGAGAUGGAAUUCCAGAUAUGUGUGUGUGUAUGUGUGAGAGAGAGAGGAGAGAGAGGAGAGAGAGAGAGAGAGAGAGGUACCUGGCUGGAAUUGCUUAGCAUUGUCUCCGUAUAAGGGUACAGCUCAGCAGAAAUGGAAGCCGGAUAAAGCCUUACAUACUUCCUUCCAACGACCUGAAAAUUUUCAAAUCCAUAACGUCAAAGAAAUCAGCAACCACAGGUAGGUCCUCCAGCAUAGAAAUUCAACCAAGUAAAUAAAUAAAAAUUAGGAAAUUUAAAUGGAGAUCACAUGCUCUGACCUCAGUUGCUAUUAUCCGCUUUAAUCUCAACAAAAUAGAUACCUACUUCUACAUCUGGGCAUGAUUUUAAUCACAUAAUUGGCGGUAUGGGACUAUUUUAAUCAAACUACCUAUGAAGAAGAUUAUGUACCUGGGCAAGAAGAUUAUGAUGCGGAUCGUGAUGCAAAGGAGUCACAGUCCCAGCAGGACCAAACCAAGCAUUGAUAGACUGGAUCUCGCCUCCGCCAGUGAAACAGUAAUCGGGAACCAUUAUGUCAUUUCUCAGCUCUUGGACCUGAAAAUAUCACCAAACUCGUAACCAACAGCGAUGAGCGCAGUGACUGGAUUUGUACUGGGCCCCACUUUCGGGAGGAGGGGACACAUGGGCACAGAGGAAUUCCUACGUGGCAGAGGAGCAGAGUUGGCCUACUCAGGUAUGCUUCAGGUAAGGCUUUCUGGUCUACAACGAGCUGGUGUGGGCAGGACUAGGAGCUUCAAUCAAGAGAAGCUAGGAGGACAAGGAUGACGAUACCUGUUCAAAUAAUGGGUGUUGUGCGAGGUAUGUGAGGUUCGCCUUACAGCUCUCUGAAGAUAGGAUCCUCUCGAGAAACUCAGAGAAAGUGAUAAGCUCUUGUUUCCACUCAUCGGAUAAGUAAUUCUUUCCAACCUGCAACACACAAGAAACUUACAGUUUCUGAUCCUGAGCUUUCAAACGAAGAGCGAUUUCCACAGCACAUAAGAACUCUGUGAUGAUGCUAUUACUUUUCUUUUUUGAGUAACAUCAGGCUUACUGCAUAAAAUAUGUAGCAUUCUUUCAUAAAUAUGCAUGAAAUCAGCACUUAUACUGAAUAAAAAAUAAAAAUGCAACUUAUGUAACGCAACAUAUAUGAGAUAUCAUUUAUAUAAUAUAUAUAUAUAUAUUAUGUCGCUGGAAGACAAUAGAAAUGAAUCAUUAAUGCACUUUUACACUGAAUGGAUAAAUGCAAGGGUUAACUUACUAAGUGUGAUGACCUUUGAAGAAAAAUUACCCAUUUUGUGCGUCAAAGGUUGACAGUACUACAAGCAUCGAGGACAUAACACUUGAAAGCCCAUCAAACCAUGUCUUAUGGCUUUUUCCAUCGCCCCUGACUCAAGAUGAUAAGUUGCAAUCAGGUAAAAAAUGGGUCUAAAAUGGUGAGCGUUGAAUUGCUCCUCUCUUGCACCAGGUAGGUUUAUUCACCGCCCAUCAAACAACCCACUUAUGGCUUACCAUUUUCAGGCUUUACAGAAAUUAGUCAACCACGUUACAGUAUUCUAAGAUUCUAAGAGGACAGAAGGACAACUUGCUGAUGGCCAAAAGCAAAAUCUUCACAAAAAAACACCACAAGAAAAUAUAAAAAAAAUGAAGGAAAGGCUGGUCACCUCAACAGGAACUGUUCUAUCACCAGCAACCUGCUUUAGAUAUCUAAUGUCUUUCCACUUUGUCCGAGCAGGCCAGUGGUCAAUGCAUCCAGUGAUUAUAACCGGAGAUCCCAGUAGAAAAUGGUCACAAAGAAACCUCUCCAUAGAGAGGGAAACCUGUCUGUCGACCAUUCUAGAGGACAAUGAUCCAGAUGGGAGGACCUGAAGCACCUAUGAAUCAACAAUACAAUCAUCAUUAGCAUGGAGGUAAACAAUUAUUUUACACUACAACAUCCGAUAAUUAGACCAUUAAACUAAUCUAUUGUCGGCCACACCUCAACACCACACUUUCUUACUACUUUCUCAUGAAAAAUAAUGGAUUGAGACUCGCAUAUACAUCAAAUGGCCGAAUUCUUAGCCUGCUUUCAAAGUGAGUUUCAAAAAGACCCUGACAAUAGGUCCCUUGAUGUUUGUUCCGUACCUAGUUACCUGCUCUUGAAAAACACUCAAGUGCAUAGCAAAUAUAACAAGUUGUAUGUUUGUGUCCUAAAAGAGGUACUGCAUGAUCACUGUCUGCUUGAGAAAUAAGGUUCAACUUUUAAGUCAUGCAAUAAGAGGAAGUGCUCCUAUUUUCAUGAAAAAAUUAAUUCUAAAAGACAAACAGAUGACAGACUGGAGAAAGCUGAGGACGGAAUUAAGUCAUUGCGCUCCUUACGGAGUGAUCAAUAGACACAGUACACUCUUCAUAAGAACCCAUUUGUGAAUGGACGUGAUGGACACGAACUUGUGAGAAAUUUGAAUCACAUUAUUUGGUUUUCUCAAAUGGUUGACUUUUUAACUCUCAACUAAGAAUGGACAGGGAAGAACAUACAAUGUAGCAAUGAAUGGAACAAUGAGCAUGAUGUUCACCUCAGAUAAAAAUGCCAAGAAGCAUAAAGUUUUAAAUCUUCAAAACCAAUGUAGGUGAAGAGUUUGGUUUUUCUCAUAUUAAGAUAAAGAGAUUUCCUUGAGGAAUAGGAUUGAUAUACAGUCAACGUAAGAUUUAAUGGUCGCACUGGUUUUUUAUAUACUGUUCUAAUAUUAAGAUAAGGAGAUUUCCUUGAGGAAUAGGAGUGAUAUGGAGACAAGGUAAGAUUUAAUGGUCGUACUCCUUUUUUACAUACCUUUGACUUUCAUUGCUUAUCCGUCCAUGAUUUUAUUUCCUCAUAAUAAUAAUGGGAUUGAUUACAAGAAGUAACGAAAUACAUCAGAUUUACAGUAGCCCCAGAUGAAAUCUCCAGCAGGUCUAUAGUUGACUUAAUUGCUCAUCCAUCUACAACUAAUAAGAGGUCCACAAGAAGUUAGUGAGGAGAUCAGCCGAAAGAUACCGACUCAUAUUGUUAACCAACCAAUGAGGUUCUAAUGAUUCUAAUGAUGGAGAUAUGGUUAUCGUCUAGUCUGGAUGAAGCCCUUCUGGAUUUCUAUGGUUAUUGAUGUGGCAUGAUGUGGGAUGAGCUCAAGAUGCAAUCACAUUGGCGCCUUGAUUUCUUCACAAAUUCUGGAGAUUCAUGCGUUUGGUUUGGUUCUACAACUUUAUAUGGAUGAAAUAGGAUCGGACGAGCAAUGGUGUCGAAAUGUUUACGAUCUUUAACCUAUCAUAGGUAGAUUGUAACAAUAGAAAGAAGUUCACCACUGAAUCGAUACGGCUAGACCUAAAAGAAUAUGGAAAAAAUGAUAAUUUUCGAAGAAUAACCACUCUAAAUUUACCUCGGAUUGGUUCUGGCCUUUCACAUCGUCAACUCCCAGACGCAGCUCACUUACGGAUGCCUCGCCGCUCGAUCUCUCUUCCCCCUGGGACCUUCCUACAAUCUUCCUCACUGCUUCCUCGAGAUCCUUUCGAAGGAGCAUACCUCCCAUGAUCAGGCCCAUGUCGAGGAUCUUCAGAGCCUCCUGGAACUCGCCGGCCGCGGCGUGGAACCCAGCUGCGAGGAGGCACGUCAGGGCAUAGGCGUCCCUCCACGCCGGGACGACGCUGUGCCAGGGGCCGGAGUGGAGCUGCUCCCACGCCAUCUCCCUCGCGGCCUCCGCCGCCGUGAGGUCUCCUCCCGCCGCCUUCUCCGCUGAGCUCACGAAGGCGAAUCCCCCCUCUUCCGAUAUCCUCUGCAGCAGCCCCGCCACCGGCUCCGACUCCAGCGGCGGCACCGCCACUUUGA